AUGGGAAUUCACAUACCAUAUCUCACGUCCAAGGCAUCGUGGUCAAAUGCUAGCGAUGCCGUUGGGAAUGCUGACAGUGUAGAGUUCAACAAUGAGCGUGACUCGCCUUCAAAGACGACUAAAGUUACGCUUGAGUCACACGAAAUACAGAGGGCUCCUGCCAGCGAUGAUGAAGACAGGAUUCAAAUUAAACCUGUAAACGACGAGGAUGACACAUCUGUCAUGAUCACUUUCAAUCAAUCUCUUUCUCCCUUCAUUAUCACGCUGACCUUUGUCGCAUCCAUAUCCGGGUUCAUGUUCGGUUACGACACUGGUUAUAUAUCCAGUGCUCUGAUCUCGAUCGGCACAGAUUUAGACAAUAAGGUACUCACUUAUGGGGAGAAAGAAAUUGUCACUGCAGCUACAUCUCUGGGAGCUUUGAUUACGAGUAUAUUCGCCGGUACUGCGGCUGACAUAUUUGGUAGGAAGCGUUGUUUGAUGGGGUCUAAUCUGAUGUUUGUCAUUGGCGCAAUCCUACAGGUCUCUGCGCACACAUUCUGGCAAAUGGCCGUUGGUAGACUGAUCAUGGGUUUUGGUGUCGGUAUCGGCUCCUUGAUUGCUCCACUUUUCAUCAGCGAAAUCGCUCCCAAGAUGAUUAGAGGGAGGCUAACCGUCAUCAAUUCCUUAUGGUUGACUGGUGGUCAAUUAGUCGCUUACGGUUGCGGUGCUGGGUUAAACUAUGUCAACAACGGCUGGAGAAUUCUUGUUGGUUUGUCGCUGAUUCCCACCGCCGUGCAGUUCACAUGUCUGUGCUUCUUGCCGGACACUCCAAGAUACUACGUUAUGAAGGGCAAUUUGGAAAGGGCGACUGAGGUCCUUAAGAGGAGUUACACCGACACUUCUGAGGAAAUCAUCGAACGUAAAGUGGAAGAACUUGUUACUUUGAAUCAAUCCAUUCCCGGUAAGAAUAUCCCCGAAAAAGUCUGGAAUACCAUCAAAGAAUUGCACACAGUCCCAUCUAAUCUAAGAGCCUUGGUCAUCGGUUGUGGCCUACAGGCAAUUCAACAGUUUACCGGUUGGAAUUCGUUGAUGUAUUUUUCCGGCACCAUUUUCGAAACCGUCGGUUUCAAAAAUUCUUCCGCAGUUUCGAUCAUCGUUUCCGGUACCAAUUUUAUCUUCACUUUAGUUGCGUUUUUCUCCAUUGACAAAAUUGGCCGUAGAACCAUUUUGCUAAUUGGAUUACCGGGCAUGACCAUGGCUUUAGUCGUGUGCUCUAUUGCUUUCCACUACCUAGGUAUUAAGUUUGAUGGCGCUGUCGCUGUUGUGGUUUCCUCUGGUUUCUCAUCUUGGGGCAUUGUGAUCAUCGUAUUUAUUAUCGUGUUUGCUGCGUUCUACGCCCUUGGUAUCGGUACUGUUCCAUGGCAACAAUCUGAAUUAUUCCCACAAAACGUAAGAGGUAUUGGGACUUCAUAUGCAACUGCUACAAAUUGGGCUGGUUCUCUGGUUAUUGCAUCCACAUUUUUAACCAUGUUACAAAAUAUCACUCCCGCAGGUACAUUUGCCUUUUUCGCCGGAUUAUCGUGCAUAUCAACCAUUUUCUGCUACUUCUGUUAUCCAGAGUUGUCAGGAUUGGAAUUGGAAGAAGUGCAAACUAUCUUAAAGGACGGGUUCAAUAUCAAAGCGUCGAAGGCUUUGGCCAAAAAGAGAAAACAGCAAGUUGCCAGAGUCCAUGAAUUGAAAUAUGAACCAACUCAAGAAAUUAUAGAGGACAUAUGA
Saccharomyces paradoxus is the source of this 1755-nucleotide messenger RNA. RefSeq names its product myo-inositol transporter ITR1 (gene ITR1). Gene Ontology annotation, cellular component: membrane. Gene Ontology annotation, molecular function: myo-inositol:proton symporter activity. The record is from RefSeq and is a predicted model, not a curated record. The transcript has a single exon. Bases 1 to 1755 code for a protein of 584 amino acids. Gene Ontology annotation, biological process: transmembrane transport. Lineage: Eukaryota; Fungi; Ascomycota; Saccharomycetes; Saccharomycetales; Saccharomycetaceae.